CUCUCUCUCUCUCUCUCUCUCUCUCUCUCUCUCUCUCAUCUUCACCAGACAUUAAAGGAGGAAAGAUGACGCAGAAGCCCAACUUCCCUCCUGGCUACCGCUUUGUUCCGACCGAUGCCGAGUUGUUGCUACACUAUCUCAAGAACAAGAAUCUGGGUCGUCCGCUCCCUGCUGAUAUAAUUCCAGAAUGUGAUAUCUAUAAGUUAAAUCCUAACGAUCUUGCAAGUAAUUUUGGGACUGGAGCAGAAAAGGAGAUGUAUUUUUUCACACGAAUGGAGCGUAAACAUGUGUAUGGGACCCGCCCCAACCGCAGAACAAAGGAUGGUUACUGGAGAGCCACAACUAAAAAGUGCAUCAUUUAUGACCAAAAUCAGAUAAUUGGGUAUAAGAUGAGUUUAAAAUUUCACAAGGGAACACAAAAAGGAGAGAAAACAAACUGGAUCAUGCAUGAAUACAGGCUAGUCGAUCCUCCCACAACUACCACCUUAAAUCUUGCCGUAUGUGGGAAGAGGAAGAAGGAGAAUGGAAGUCAGGAUUUUCAUCACACAAAGAUGAAUGGAUUUGUUCUUUGCAGGAUUAUCAGUAGUAGAUGGGGCACUAAGACGACUAGUGGCGCUCCUGAAAAUGAAUUUCCUCAUAUGAUAAAUAAUGAAAACAUUGAAGAAGCAAGAGCAUUGACAUGCACACCAGUUUCACAUGCUCCACUUACUAUCAGUGCAUGUCUUCCCAACCAAGCAGGCUCUGAAAUGCAACUGGAUAAUGGAGAUUCAACGUCAGAAGGACAGUUGGAUGAAUGGUGGUCUUCUGCCAUGAUUGAUUCAUGGAUAGAUGAAUUAAUUGAUCCUUUUGAAAGGGAAGAAUCACAGGCAUUCACGGAAGAAUACUCAUCAAAUAAGGAAACGAUAAUAUCAGAGUCAUUUAAGGAAGGAUAA
Molecule: messenger RNA, 932 nt
Organism: Magnolia sinica
Lineage: Eukaryota; Viridiplantae; Streptophyta; Magnoliopsida; Magnoliales; Magnoliaceae
Product: NAC transcription factor 29-like
Exons: 3
Coding region: 66-932 (288 amino acids)
Biological process (GO): regulation of DNA-templated transcription
Molecular function (GO): DNA binding
Source: RefSeq, a predicted model, not a curated record